AUGGCAGACGAGAAGACGGUUGAAAUCGUCGACGAUACUGAGGCCUUCUACGAUGCCGAUCAGACGGCGGAAAUGGGCCGGAAGAUCGAGGGUUUGGAGCGGGAGAAGCUGCAGUUGGAGCGCGAGAACAAAGAAAGCAAUGAGAAAAUCAAGGAACUGACGACGGAGAUCGAGAAGUUGAAGAGAGGCGAGAAGGACACGAAGGAGAAGCUGCGGGAGAUGGAGUUGGAGAUCGAACGGAACGACGAGGGAAAAAAUGUUCUGGAAUCGGUUGCGAAUAGAGCGAUGGAGCUUGAAACUGAGGUAUCGAGGCUCCAACAAGACCUGAUCUCGGCGAUGGCCGAAGUAGAGGAGGCGAAUAACGAAGUUGCGGACCUGAAGCGUGUUUUGGGAGAGAAAGGAGCGAAAAUUGAUAGAUUGGAGAAAGAGCUUGAGAGCCUGAAGAAGGCCAAAGCUGAGAGCGAGAAGUGGGUUAGGGAAUUGGAGAGGAAGAUUGGGGUUUUGGAAGUGAAGGAAACUGAGGAGAAGAGCAAGAGAAUUAGGGUUGAGGAGGAGAUGAGGGAGAGACUUGAUGAGAAAGAGAAUGAGCUUAGUUUGUUCAAGAAGAAAAUUGAGGAAUUGGAGUCGGUGAUCACCAAGAACGGUGUUGAAUUGGGGAAGAGAGUGAAGGAGACUCACGAUGUCGAGGCGGCAUUGAGGGAAUCGGAGGACAAGUGCAGAGCCGUGGAACUGAAGAUGGGACAAUUGCAGAAGGAUGUGGUGGAGGCUAACAAGGUUAUUAAUGGAUUGAGGGAGAGGACUGUUGGGGCCAUGAAUGGGACUGUGGAUGAAAUGAAGGAGAUUUUGGAAGGCGGAGAGACGGGUCCAAAGGGAUUGAGCUUGCCAGUUGUUGCAGGGUCUACUGGAGCCAUUGUUGCCGUGGCGGCUGCUGCCGUCUAUGUGUUGUAUCUAAGGCCUAGGUGA
Molecule: messenger RNA, 963 nt
Organism: Prunus armeniaca (apricot)
Lineage: Eukaryota; Viridiplantae; Streptophyta; Magnoliopsida; Rosales; Rosaceae
Source: the annotation of a GenBank genome assembly